AUGGGCCCCCAGCCUGGUUUCUGUCGUUUACAGUCAGAGCUCUAUUUUGUUAUGGUUUUUAACAUUUUUAAGCCCUGCUCUAUUUUACUGGGCAGGUUUGUGUUGAUGUUUACCCACUACAGUUUUUUAACAGUGUCAGCUCACAUGCCUUCUCUGUGCCACCACAGCACCCACCGCCUUGUCCCCAGCCCGGGGCACUGCCCCUGGGACCCUCCGAUCAGACCCUCCUCCCUGCCCCUGUCCUUCAUCCCUACGCGGUGCUGGGGGCUCAGCUCCGUGCCCGCCCUGCCACUGCAGAGACCCGAAUCUGGCCUGGCGCCUAGCCUGGUCCUGCAUGGCUGUGAGGUGGCCUGUACCCCGCUCUUAGAAAGGGGAAUCUCAAAGGAGGACACCUCCUUCCAAGGUCUCGCUCUUUCUUCGUUGCCUUAG
Molecule: messenger RNA, 429 nt
Organism: Rangifer tarandus platyrhynchus (Svalbard reindeer)
Lineage: Eukaryota; Metazoa; Chordata; Mammalia; Artiodactyla; Cervidae
Source: the annotation of a GenBank genome assembly